This is a messenger RNA of Scomber scombrus (Atlantic mackerel), 2464 nucleotides long. RefSeq lists its product as uncharacterized. NCBI's taxonomy places the organism in Eukaryota, Metazoa, Chordata, Actinopteri, Scombriformes, Scombridae. The record is from RefSeq and is a predicted model, not a curated record. The transcript has 6 exons. Bases 1201 to 1821 code for a protein of 206 amino acids.
GUGGUAAAGGUGCACCGCACCGCACCUUUACUACCUCAAAACUUUACCAAACCUCGUAAUGUAUUACAAUGUUAAUGCUGUUAUGCCCUAUUUUACAAUGGAUAAUCAUUUAACUUUGUUAUAAAUCUGUCAAGAGAAAACACAUAGUGGUAUAUGAGACAGAAAACAUGGAUGCAGCACUAUAGAAGUUGUGUUUCUCAUUGAGCAGACUUCUGCCACUGCAUCUUUUUACUUUCUGUGUCCAUGAAGCUGAUUUUUCUCUGUACAUCCAACCUGAGCUUUGUUUGGACACACGAUUUUUUGAAGGUACUAUAUUUUGUAAAACCAGCUGCUUUUUCUUCAGUAUAUUACGACAAGAGGGUCCAGUGUUUGAGUUGUACUGGUAUCAGUCUAGUGUUUAAGUUUAAAUACAUACUUCCCUUUGGCUUCAUGUGUAGUGAUAAUGGUUUUUCCUACAAUAGAGCAGCUUCAUGACGAGCAUUUCAGGGAUACAUCAAUAGCAAUUAAAAGAGUAUAAAAUAUGUGCUUUUGUUUGAAUAUCUGACAUUUUCUAGAGAGUCCCAACUUUUUACUAUCACUUUCAGUUUUACAACUUACACAACUUCUUGGCCCUUUGGACUGCAAAUGACGUUUACUUUGAAAAGCCAUGCAGUUGUUAGCAUUGUCAGCAGUACAUAUGUGUGUGAGUCUGUUACAGUUCAGUUCUAAGAUUUGUUUUCUUGUGUUUUAAAAAAAAUGUGUUUUGUUAGUGUGAGUUGGCAUUUAAUAUCUCUCUGUUCUUCAAAAGAAACUUCUGCACACAUGCCACAAAUGAAAGUAAAGUAUAAAUGUGCUGCUCUGUACUGGCUUUUAUGUAUGUAUCAUGUAUUACUCGUGUAAUGAAAGACUGCAUUUCAGUUCAACAUUAAGUCUCUCUGGCCACGUGAGUCAAGUUGUUUGUUUUCAGACUCGCCUACUUCCUAAUCUGAUCUGACACAUUUGGUGUUGUGACACAGUUCGUAUGUGCAGCAGAUAAUUCAGGUUAAUACACUGGAACAGACCUUUGCUCGAUCGCCUCUAAACAAGACAGCAUCAGGUUGAUUCAAUGCACUCAGCAAGUUGUUCAGCAGGAAAACUUCAUCCUCACCUGGCACAUCAGGAGGAGUUCAUGUUUCCUGGGAACAGCUGACAGAGGAAACAUCUCACACCAGCAGGGAGAAGAUGAUAUGGAUCCUGCUGCUUAUCAUUCUGGCCUCCUCUGUCUGUGGCAUGUUUGUGAGUAAAAUAACUCCGACCCUCUAUCAGGCAGAAGAGAACGACAACAUCACAAUAAAAUGGGACAGUCAGACUAAAACUGACAUGUCUCACACCAACCUACAUUGUGUUCUCCAGUCAAAGUCAAAGAUUUUGUAUGAGAUGAUAAACGGUGUUGAAGUCUCAGAGUCUCAGGAUGAGCAGUUUGCAGGACGGGUGCAGUGUGACGAAGACGCUCUCAGAGAAGGACGACUCAGGCUUCAUCUGUUCAGAGUCACGACUGACGACUCGGAGAAUUACAAGUGUGAUCUUGUUGCUUAUAACAAGAUCAUGAAAAGAUGGGUGCUCGAGGCCUCUGAACAUUUUACCUUGAAUGUGACUCAGACCCAUCAUGGAGGGACCAGCGAUGACUUCCUCACACCAAACAUAACUGAAGGAGGUCCAGAGGAGCCAGAAGAUCAGUCGUACUAUUGGGACCAAGUUAAAACAGCUCUCGGAGCUGCAAACUGUGGAGUUCUAAUAGGUGCUUGUCUGAUAUUCGUAUUAGACACAGCUGCAGGAUUUCUUGCGACAGUUCUUCAGUUGUGACUUCAUCCUCACUGUAACAGAGAAGUGAGGUUUUGGUGUGUCAGCUGAUUUUCUUUGUGAUGAUUUUCCUUCAUCUCACUGAUUCUAACACAACUUGCAGACAAUAACUUCAACUUAAUUAUGAUUAAUAAUCCAUCACAGUGAACAACUAGAGGCUUUUUUUGGUUCGGUUUGUGAGCCUAAAAGCAACCAAGUUACCAUAAAACGAGUCUGAGAUUCACACAAAAAUAUCUGGUUUUGUUAUUUUUGGCCUUAUUUUUUAUACUACUUAUUUAAACAUGAGCAUUAACCAACUUAUUACACACACACACAUACUGCUUAUUAUUGUUAUAAGAACGCAGUAGUGAUGUGUAUUUGUACAUGUUUUAUUGUGUCUAUUUCAUAUUUAAUACAUAAGCUAACUUCAAACUUUGAGUCACGCAUUUGUUUUAAUGACGAUGUCAAAGAAAUUUUAAAUCUUUGAUUCAAAGUUUGUAUUGUUCUGUAAAGCACUUUGAACUCUAUGAAGCAUUUUCUGUCUUGAACAUAAAAUGUGACUGUUAUUUUCUACAAUGUUAAAAUAUUACUGAAAUGACUCAAGGAGCAUUGUGGGAUUGUAUUAUGUGAAUUAUGUAAUGAAUCACUCAUUAAAUGUGUCAUCAAC